UUUUUUUUUCCCUUGGUUUAAGUCAUUGUUUAAGUCCAUGCUGGAAUGCGCUCGCUGCGACGGACACCAUGACUAAUAAAGUUCUUAAGAUGUGACGUUCGAGGCUCACGAAGCACAAAGGGAAGCGCCUCCAUAGAGGGGCGGAGGUGCGCCGCGGCCGCAGAGUUUGUUUACCUCACCUGCCGAAGUGCGACAGGGAGGGGACGGAGGAGGUGGCCAUUUUAUCAACCUUUUCCUGGACAAAGUUAAGAAGCCAAGGCAGAUCAUAUACAGUACCUGCCUGCGGUCUACAAGUUGGCAACUUUGGUCUCUGCUUUUACAUCGGAGCAUCCUCAACAUGGUGGCGUAAUAGCAUAACUAUCCGCCCGGAAUAAAAAAGUUCACAAUGAAGAAAGGACAUCUUAAUUUUCUGGGUAAGAAGAACCAGUCACUCUUCGACUCCAAAAUUACAGCUAAGGAGACAGAAAAUGUUUAUUUUUCGUUGGACACCUCAUCAGUCCCUGAAUCAGGCACAGCAAAAGUGCGAGCCAGACCAAGAGUGAAACACUACGCUUCUUCCUCUGACCUCCUGCAAGGCUUGGCUGUCCCAACACCCAAGGUGCCCAUCUUGCCACCCGUCAAUGGCCUACAGACAUUUGGGGAAGUGAACAGACAGAAAUUUGGAAGCAGAUUCUCUCUGGCUGUGCCUGACCCAGUGGAAGGAGAGAUCUUCAUUCCGCCGCCACCCUCUGUGGCUCCUCCACCACCCCCCCCACAGUCCAUCCCACCUCCACCAGAGUUUUCACUCAACCCAACCCCCCCUUCUAAGUCGCUCCAGCUGGCUUCCAUACAGCCCCCACCCUUGCCUCCUCCAAAGCCCCCGGUCCAAAUCACCAUGAAAGAUGAAGACCUGGCUUCUCUCAGACCACCAUCAAUGCCAGCUCCCAAGGCUCCCUCCAGCUCACCUGGUUUCAGCCUCUCAGGGCCUAGGCUGUCCAAUCCACCAAAUGACCUGGAGGUACCAGAGCAUCCUAAAUUUGCUCCUCCACAACCCCCAACGUACUCCGUAGAGCAACUUCAGAUGAUCAAUCUCAGGACUCCGAAAGUUCCACCUCCAAAGCCAACGAGGUUCUCCUCCAUGCCCAGUCAGGAUGGACUGCCUUCAUUUAUGGCACCGCCUCCUCCAUCCCCUGCACCAACACCAUCCAGCUUCAACCCACAGAACAUGGCAAAGGUCAACAGUUCACCCAAAUCUACCCUGCUCAAUAGGCAGAUGAGCCGUGAAAGAAAAGCUCAAUCUAUGGUUAUUCUACAAGAUAUUACUGAUGGUAUACCUUUGCAGCAAGAAGUAAAGCAUCCAAAGGAUGUUCCGACAAAGUCAGCUGUACCUCCGUCGAAGCCAGCUCGAAGGAACAGCUCUGGAACCCAGCUGGAGAAUGAUAUUAAGAACUACAGUUCGCAAGCAACUCUUCCUAGUCAGGCCAAGAUUAAUGCAUUAAGCUCCAAAUCCAUGGAAACAACGGAAAACCAUAACCCACUCACACCUCCUUCCCCAAAAGCUUCUCCCAAGCUACGAAGGACUAGUUUAACCUUGCCAAAUGUAGAAUCAAGUUAUGUGAAGCCAGCUUUGUCUUCAGAGAGAGGCAGUAAGCAUGGCCCUUAUAGCCAUAUGCCUCAAAACAAUAUGUCCAGUAGAGGUAGUGUGUCACCAAUGGCUCUUCUGAUGGCUGCCAAAGAGCGAGAAAAGCAAAGGACAUCCCUGACCAGGGGGAACAGCUCCAGUGAACCAUCCACACCAGUGAAUAUGCUCCCCAGUGAGUCCAGGCCUAAUUCUUUCACAGUUGUCCCUAGGUUCACUUCAUCUUCAGGUCUGACAGAUCGAGAAAACUCAGACCAGGGUCUCCUUCCUGGUGACCAAAACUCAAGUUCGAAAAAACAAAUGACUGCUCAGCCUCAUACGACCCCCCCACACUUAAAAUUACCAGACAAGAAAACAACUCCUAGCGUACCUUUCCCCAGCUGCAUCAGGGAUGAGGAAAGUGGUGAAGAUUUAUGUGCAGCCUUCAUCCCUCCUCCUCCAGAAUUUGCCAAUGAAGAUGAUGAGGAACAGGGGGGCGACCUGGUCCAUGUUGAAGAACCUUCAAAGCCGAUCCAGUCUGACACUUCAACAGGGAUAACCAGCCAUCUGGCCCCGACGUCUUCAGUUAUCUUAGACCACCAUAACAAUGGUCCCGUCCUGAACCUUAACCCUUCAUCCCAAAAGAUCAGCCAACCUCCUCCAACACCACCACCUCUCCCAGUGUCAUUCAGCAAAGGGCCUCCCCCUCCCCCAAAGCCAAAACCAGGAAAAGGACCAAAGCCCCCAAGCUCCCCUGUUGCAAAAUCCAAUGUUUUGACCAAACCUCCACCUCAAGUUUCCCUGAAGACGGGCUCUGCUCCCCUCUCCACAAGCCAGGCCACUCUCCUAAGCAUCCUACAGAAAAAGAUGCUGGAAAUGGACCUGAAGCAUGUGCUCCCUCAGUCGGACAAUAACAACGAGGACUGGGGAACACAUCUGUCCGACGAGGAGGGUGGGGUUCCCUUGUCACCGAAGCAGACCCCUGCCAUAAGCCCUCAAGCCCCGCCUCCGAAGACCCAGAGCCUGGAUUUGGGAGAGUUGGAAAGCCAAGUGGCUAAGAGAGCUUUAACUGCAUCUACAAAACCUACCUCCAGUGACGGGCCACAGUCGAAGCAUCCUGCUGGCAUGACCUUUGCCGUGCGACCUGGAAGCAAACAGCCCAUCACACUGAUCAGCAAAAACAAUUAACUCUGAGACGACGUAGGAUCAUUCUGGACAGGAGCCUUUGCUCAUAUCAUCUGCACUCCUGCUCUAAGAAACGAUAUUUGUUAUCCACGCAAGACUUUGAUUAUAAGGUCACUGUAAAUAAUUCCAUAAGUCUAAACAGUUAGCUGUAUGUUUCUGUACAUAAAACUGGAGUUGCAAGGGAAUGGUUUCCAUUGCAGGUACAAACUAUAUAUUUAUGCAUGACCUAUAAGCUGUUAAAUGUAAGCUUUUUUGUGUGGAAAUGGCUGUAUUGCCAUUGGCUGUCUAUACCUACAAAUCAGAAAAAGGCUACAGACCAGGUCAAAUACUGCUAUACUAUAACUGGAAUACAUCUGAUGCUCAGCAUAUGAGAUUCAGUCCGGGAAGAGCAGUUACUACACGCAGCUUUUGGAAAUGGACUUUAUGCACUACAGUGGAGUAUUUUUUUGGGGACACUGACAAGUUUAAACGAAACACAAUGAACCAGCAUGAAGUCAUUGUCAUGUGCUUAUCUUUAAGAACAUGUGAACUCAUAAAAAUGCUUAAGGACUAUCA
Paramormyrops kingsleyae is the source of this 3337-nucleotide messenger RNA. RefSeq lists its product as uncharacterized. The record is from RefSeq and is a predicted model, not a curated record. NCBI's taxonomy places the organism in Eukaryota, Metazoa, Chordata, Actinopteri, Osteoglossiformes, Mormyridae.